UUCGUAGAGCAUACAAGUAAAAUUGUUGAAAGGGCUCUUAACGAAAAUUAUGAUAUUAUGAAAGAUUAUACAACUAGUGAAGGUGACGAUAGUGAAAUGCCCACAGGUCCAUGCGUUAAAUUUUUGUGCUCACAUUUCGAUGAACGAUGGAGCAAAAAUCGGUUUGUUACCGAUGUGAACUGGUCUAUGAAAAACCCUGAACUAAGUGUUGCAUCAUAUAACAAAAAUCCCAUUAAUAUGAAUGAUCCGGAUGGUAUCGUUUUAGUAUGGAACUUAAGACUUGUCGAGCGUCCUGAAUUUGUUUUCCACUCCCAGUCGGACGUGCUAACAACGAUGUUCUCGGAAUUCCAUAACAAUCUUAUAAUUGGUGGAACCUAUUCUGGUCAAAUAUUACUUUGGGAUACUAGAGCGAAGUCUCUACCUGUUCUCAAGACCCCGCUAUCAUCCAAUGGGCACACUCACCCUGUCUACUCGAUGCAAAUGGUGGGCACUCAAAAUGCCCAUAAUCUUAUAACUGCAAGUACUGAUGGGUUGGUGUGUUCUUGGCAAUUGGACAUGUUAUUACAACCGACGGAAACUUUGGAAUUGGUACAUUCUACACACAAUAAAACUGAAGAAGUAUCGGUUACCUCAUUCUGUUUCCCAGAUCACGAAACAUCCGCUUUUUGGGUAGGAACGGAAGAAGGAAACGUUUAUCAAGCGAAUAGAUUCGGUCAUGCUGGAGGCAAAGCUGGCAUUAACCCCUACGAUUAUUACAAAGGACACUGGGGCCCGGUGACCGGCCUCCAUUUCCAUCCCCUCGUAGGCCCUAAAGAUUUUUCUGAUCUAUUCCUAACUUCAUCUGUAGAUUGGACCGUCAAACUAUGGAAGGCCAAGUCAAUUUCGAAACCAUCUGCAGGAGAACAGAUAAUUUCACCAAUAUAUUCGUUUGAAGGAACCGAUGACUAUGUCUACGAUGUUAAGUGGUCACCCACCAAUCCGGCAAUGUUCGCGUCAGUGGAUG
Messenger RNA from Acaulospora morrowiae, 1003 nucleotides. NCBI's taxonomy places the organism in Eukaryota, Fungi, Glomeromycota, Glomeromycetes, Diversisporales, Acaulosporaceae. The record is from the annotation of a GenBank genome assembly.